AUGUCCAAAGUAGCACUGCCGUUCCAGCAAAUGAUGAAACGAGCAAGCCGACCGGAACAAGGAAGCGAUAGCGACAGUCAAGAUGUGAGUAGAUUAGAUCAUCCAUUAGCCAAAAUUAGGCACCAAAAGAGGGCGUCACGAAAAGCAUCCAUUACACACAAUUCUCGGACUCGGAUUUCAACAAUUUGCAUGACUUUAAUCAAAACGAACAACAGCUUUUCUCAUUUGUCGAUGCGUACCGACCAGAAGAGAUCCGUCCUCGCCCUCUUUUGA
Molecule: messenger RNA, 273 nt
Organism: Strongylus vulgaris
Lineage: Eukaryota; Metazoa; Nematoda; Chromadorea; Rhabditida; Strongylidae
Source: the annotation of a GenBank genome assembly